AGACCGGUACUUCUCGGUUUGCACAGACCACACGGCCAUUUUGCACGCCCGGCAUGGCUCCAAGGUUUAUUUUUACGAGCUCGAUCAUCGUGCUCUUGCCUCGAGCACUGACAAGUUCCAGCUUUUCUUCGAUAGCGAGUGGAUAAGUCACGGAGACGACCUACAGUACCUCUUUAGUGGCAGCAAUGGGCUUCCCUUAUCUGAGGACCCACAACGACCUUUUGACAGGUGAAAUAAUCACGACUCUUUGGACAAACUUCGCCAAGACAGGCAAACCGACAACCGAUGACUCGUUGGGCUUUGAAUGGGAGCCGGUGACCAACACCUCCUUGCCUCACCUGUCCCUGACGCCUUCGCCCGAGAUGCACGAAGACCACCGCGAGCAGUUGCGAAGUUUCUGGCAGUCCAUUCCAACACGUCAGAACACAAUCCUGUUCCCCGAGGAGGUGGGCUACUUUGUAAUUGAAGCUUCGGAGUAUGAAAGCCAAGAAGCCCUUCCAAGCACACACACGGAGGACACCGACUCGGGGGCAGAUGUGGAGGAUCAAAAGAAUGAUAAUUUUACGGAAGAAUUGGUUAACAAGAUCCUGAGUGAUUCUCUAGGGGCUGAAAUGGCAAAAAUCGUUGGAAGUUCAGCAGUUGCUGUAGACGAUAUACGAGCUGAAACUGAUAAUGGCAUAAAGAACACUGGGAGUAAAGGUAGAAUCAGUGACCCUCUGGUUAAGGGUGGUAUAGAAGAUCUCUACAAAGAUGACGGCAAAGUAUCUUCGAAUACAGACGAUACCACACACACUGCCAACAAGGAUGACUUAAGUAAAUCUUCAAACAGCAUAAAAGACGAAGAUGAAGAGGGUUAUUCCAAAGACCUUUACAAUAAAGACGACCGCAAGGACUAUUUGAAAAAGAAGUAUUACUACAAAGUUUUGAAGGAAAACGGCCCUGAGAGCGUGAGGAGGGAAGGGGACAUCAAAGACCACAUAUUCAAGCACAAGCUGAAGAAGUUGGAGGAAGAGCAGAAAGCCGCUGAUUCUAAUGAUGCGCUCGACGUCGUAGCAAAUGAUUUGUCAGGAGGGCAUGAUUUGGAAAGCACUCAAAGCCUUGCUCAAACAGAAUUCGCUGAAACCCCUACCCAAAGUGAAUACAGAGUUACCGAUACCCAAACCGAGCACACUGGGCCUGAUACCCAGACGGAUCACAAAGAUACCAACAUCCCAGGAGAAAAUACAAGCACCGACACCCAAACGGGUCACGCCGGCACUCCCAUCGACGACAGCAGCACCCGGCAGAAGGCAACAGACAGCGACUUCUUCAUCGUAAAAAAAAUGAUAGACUAUGGCGAUAUGUACCAAAUACUGAAGCAAAACGAGGAAGCCACGAGGCAGUACAAUGCCGCCAUUAGUCUCAAUCCUUCCAUGUGUACUUUUGGUGAGGACUGCUAA
Messenger RNA from Penaeus indicus, 1439 nucleotides. RefSeq lists its product as uncharacterized. The transcript is spliced from 4 exons. The record is from RefSeq and is a predicted model, not a curated record. Gene Ontology annotation, molecular function: protein binding. NCBI's taxonomy places the organism in Eukaryota, Metazoa, Arthropoda, Malacostraca, Decapoda, Penaeidae. The coding region runs from base 186 to 1439 and encodes 417 amino acids.